UGUCUCUCUUAUCAUAGGUCUGUCUCGUUUAUUAUCAAGUCUCUUGUACUUUUCUUUCGUUCACCGGCUUUAGAGCUGUGAUUUUAGUAAAAUCUGAAUGAUUUUGCGCAUGAUUAAUUGUCAGCGCACAUCACGUGGUCGGUGACUUUUUCCUAGUCUCUUUCCAGUGCCAUUCCGUGGGGAUAAGGAAGAAGGGUUCUUCCAAAAAUUACAAAGAAAAAACAAGGAAACGAAUUGAUAAUGUGGAAGCCUACCGCGGGGACAAUCAGAUGGAUCGACAUUUACUUGCGGAGCUCCAAGAAGUCGUGACGCAAUGACGAGUGUUAAUUUGAGAUAUUUUCGAGACAGUUUAUUAAUUAAUUGUAGAGUUUUUGUUGAUUAAUUUGAGUUUUAGUUUUUAUUAAUAAAUUGUUUUUUUUGUUUAAUUGGUGUUUUAAUGAGUUCGUGAUUAUUGAGGACCGGAGGACAAUACUAGAGAGAGUAGAUAAAAAAUGAAGUAACAUUGGGCCAGAAUAGGAUAAUUGGAGGAAAUAAAAUUGAUAUAAAACAGGCACCUUAUAUGUUGCGGCUCACAAUACCAAGAAUCCAUUCACAUAAGGCCAGUAUUUGUGGGGCAGGAAUACUUAAUAAGGAAUGGGCACUAACAGCUGCUCAUUGUUUCUUAAAUCCAGAUAAGGACGUAAAUCAUAUGCGAGUCCUUGCUGGUACUGCCGAUACCAGAAGAAGAGCAACAACAGCAAGAACAUAUCACGUUGUUAAAUAUAUUCAACAUGAAAAUUUCACUGGUAUAGGUUCAAAUGGUUCUACUGAAAACGACAUUGCAGUAAUAAAAAUUCAUCCGCCUUUAGAGUUGAAUGAAGUUAUUAAACCCUUAAAGUUACCACAAAAAGGCCAAAAAGGUCUCAAGAUCAGUCAUGCAACAAUUUCCGGAUGGGGCAAAACAGACCCAGAUGGAAAAGCUUCAACAAAAUUACGACAAGUUAGAGUACCAAGAGUGAAAACAAGCAAAUGCGCAAGGAUGCAUCGUCGUCACCACAUAAGAUUUCACAAGGAUCAAAUUUGUUAUGGAUUUCACAACUCAACACUCACUUUAGAUAAAUGUCAAGGUGAUUCUGGUGGCCCAUUGGUAAAUGAUGAUACAAUAGUACUCGGAGUUGUUUCUCAAGGAGUGAAAUGUGGAACGCAUGGAUUACCUGGAAUUUACACAAACGUUUUAUUUUUCCGUGAUUGGAUCAAAGACAAAACAGGACUUUAAUUAAAUAUUUUCUUUCCUAAUAAAUUGUUUAUCAUUAAUAUUUUCUUGUAAUUUAUUAUAUACAUAUAUAUGUGUGUCAGGCAAAUAGAAGAAUCAGGCAUUUAGCUUAAUUUCUGGGCUUUAAGCUAAACUUAGGCAAAUAGAAGAAUAAAUAUGUGGAGGAUGGGCAUUCUUCUAUCUGCCUGAAUUCAGUUAGUUAUUAACUAGGCAAUAAGCUACGUGUCGAAAAUGCUCCUGGCAAAUAGAAGAUAAAGAAUAUUGUAUUACGUAGUAUAGACACAGAUGUAUAAAGAAAUUAUCAAAAUACAUAAUUAAUUAGAAGCAAAA
Messenger RNA from Leptopilina heterotoma, 1582 nucleotides. RefSeq names its product coagulation factor IX-like. The coding region runs from base 560 to 1255 and encodes 231 amino acids. Gene Ontology annotation, molecular function: serine-type endopeptidase activity. The record is from RefSeq and is a predicted model, not a curated record. NCBI's taxonomy places the organism in Eukaryota, Metazoa, Arthropoda, Insecta, Hymenoptera, Figitidae. Gene Ontology annotation, biological process: proteolysis. The transcript has 6 exons.